GGCGGGGUACACCCUGGACAAGUCGCCAGGUCAUCACAGGGCUGACACAUAGACACAGACAACCAUUCACACUCACACUCACACCUAUGGUCAAAUUAGAGUCACCAGUUAACCUAACCUGCAUGUCUUUGGACUGUGGGGGAAACCGGAGCACCCGGAGGAAACCCACGCGGACACAGGGAGAACAUGCAAACUCCACACAAAGGCCCUCGCCGGCCCCGGGGCUCGAACCCAGGACCUUCUUGCUGUGAGGUGACAGCGCUAACCACUACACCACCGUGCCGCCCCCAAAUAACUGUGUAUUAGGCUCACUGGGUUCUUUGAAAAGUCUGAUCAAGAGGUGGACCAGUCGCUACCCUGAUGCUAAAACUGACCCCAUGAACGCGUGGGAUGACAUCAUUACAUCCCGGGGUUUCUUUCUGGACAAGAUCUGGGAGAAGCUGUGCUCGUCUCCUGCUAGCAGUAUGGAGGUGGAUGGAGCUGAGCAGGACAGUACAGCAGAAGAGUUGGGAGCACUGGUGAAGGACUGCAAGUUUAAUAUGAAACUGAACAUGGCAGAUAGCGCCUGGAAACAGAACAACUUCUCCGUGGCAACAAAGCUGUUGAAAGAACUUCACAGGGAGGCGAAGGCUGAGAAAGGUUGGCUACAGCGCUGGGUGCACAGUUUCAGCCAGCGGAAGAGCCAGGGGCCCGCUGAGCAGAUCCACUCCCUGCUCAAGACUGUCCCACUGCUUGUGUUGUGUAGAGGAGUUUGAGGAGCAGAGUGAAGCUUCCACUAGCAAGGUGUUCAGAGACCAGAGGAUCCUACUGGGCACCACCUUUGACCUUUUGGCCAGCGCUGUGCACCGCAG
Neoarius graeffei (lesser salmon catfish) is the source of this 851-nucleotide messenger RNA. RefSeq names its product DNA-dependent protein kinase catalytic subunit-like. The transcript is spliced from 5 exons. NCBI's taxonomy places the organism in Eukaryota, Metazoa, Chordata, Actinopteri, Siluriformes, Ariidae. The record is from RefSeq and is a predicted model, not a curated record. Gene Ontology annotation, molecular function: protein binding. Bases 378 to 755 code for a protein of 125 amino acids.